AUGGCCUCGGCACGGAGUCCUCGGGACGACAAGCUUGCCGACGACCUACUGGAGUACAUCAAUGACAGCGACACCCAAUUCCAUGCCGUCGAGCAAGCAAAGGCCAGGCUGGAUGCCGCAGGGUACAUGCGCCUCAGCGAGAGGCAAAGCUGGGACGGUCUGAGGCCUGGUGGGAGGUAUUAUUUCACUCGCAACGACUCCACGCUCGUGGCCUUUGCGGUGGGAGCCCGGUACGAGCCGGGCAACGGCUUCUACAUCCUAGGGGCCCACACUGACAGCCCCUGCUUCAAGCUGAAGCCGGUGUCCAAGUGCACCAAGAGCGGCUAUGCCAUGGUGAAUGUGGAGCCGUAUGGCGGCCUGCUCCAGCACACCUGGUUCGACCGGGACCUCUCAGUGGCGGGCCGCGUGCUGAUCAGGACAGAGGAGGGGUCCAUGCAGCAUAAGCUCGUGAAGGUGCCCGAGCCCAUACUCCGCAUCCCCAUGCUGGCCAUCCACCUCCAACGGGAUAUCAACUCCACAGGCUUCAACCCCAACAAGCAGACAGAGUGCACGCCACUCCUGGCCCUCCAGGCUGCCCUGCAAGACAGCGAGGGCCCCGCAGUGUCAGAGGGUCGGCACCACCCCUGGCUGCUCCACAUCCUAGCCAAGGAGCUGGGUGUGAGGCCAGAAGACAUCGUCGACUUUGACCUCAACGUGAUCGACACGCAGGCUGGCGUGAUCGGGGGCGCGGAGGGUGCGUUUGUGUUCGUGGGCCGGCUCGACAACCUGUGCAGCUCGUACCUGGGCCUGCGGGCGCUGCUGGACAGCGACGUCAGCCUGGCGAGCGAGGCGGGGGUCCGAGUGCUGGCGCUGUUUGACAACGAGGAGGUGGGGUCGGCCUCGGCCCAGGGUGCCGCGGGCCCGGUGCUGCAGGACACCAUCGCACGCGUGGCGGCGGUGCUGGGUGGGGGCGCAGAGGGGGCGGUGCAGCGCGCCCUGCAGGCCUCCUUCCUCCUCUCGGCGGACAUGGCGCAUGCGCUGCACCCAAACUACCCAGACCGGCACGACGCAGCGCACGCGCCGCGCCUGGGCGAUGGCAUUGUCCUGAAGCACAACGCCAACCAGCGCUAUGCGACCACCGCCGUGUCGGCCACCCUCUUCAGGGAGGUUUGCCGCCAGGCCGGCGUGCCGACGGCCGACUUUGCUGUGAGGAGCGACAUGGGGUGCGGGUCCACCAUCGGCCCCAUCCUGGCCUCGGGGCUGGGACUCAGGACGGUGGACGUGGGCCUGCCCCAGCUGUCCAUGCACUCCAUCCGGGAGAUGUGCGCCGUCGCCGACGUGGGACACGGCUACAGGGCUUUCCUUGCUUUCUACCAGACCGUCAGCGCCCUGGACGCCGCACUCGAGGGUGCCAACGCAGGCCCGGCAUGA
Messenger RNA from Auxenochlorella protothecoides, 1410 nucleotides. Its product is annotated as Aspartyl aminopeptidase. The coding region runs from base 1 to 1410 and encodes 469 amino acids. Lineage: Eukaryota; Viridiplantae; Chlorophyta; Trebouxiophyceae; Chlorellales; Chlorellaceae. The record is from RefSeq and is a predicted model, not a curated record. The transcript has 8 exons. Gene Ontology annotation, molecular function: zinc ion binding; aminopeptidase activity. Gene Ontology annotation, biological process: proteolysis.